UCAGUCGAAAGGCCUUGCAUGCCCAAAUUUCCGUCACCGUCACAAGACUUCAGUCUUCUUCCUCCUCUCUCUCUCUCUCUCUCUCUCUCUCCCUCUCUCAUUUUCCGUCAUUUUCUUCUCCACGGAUGAUCGGAGUUCCAGCAGAUCUCCGGUCACCGAUUUUCUUCUAAGAUUUCCGUGAAGAAUUUGUUGAGUUGUUCAGAGAAUAUGGCAGAGCCGCCAUUGAAACCUAUCCUCCAGAAGCCUCCAGGGUAUAAAGAUCCAAAUCACACUGCUCUGCCGGUGCCAAGACCGCCGGUGAGGAAACUGAUACUACCGUCUCCUUUAAGCCAGAAGAACAAGAAGCGACGGAGCUGCUGCCGGAGAUGCUGUUGCUUCGUCUGCCUUUUCGUCCUGUUCUUAAUCGUGGUGAUUGUCGCCGUCGGUGGCGUUUUAUACCUCUGGUUUGAACCUAAACUUCCUGUGUUUCAUCUUCAAUCAUUCCGGAUCUCCAAAUUCAACGUCACCGACAAAUCGGACGGCUCGUAUUUAAACGCCAAAACAAUCGGUCGAAUCGAAAUCAAGAACCCUAACUCAAAGUUAUCGCUAAAUUACGGCGAUAUCGAGGUUGAAAUCGCCGCCGGAGAAGGUACUCGUACUGAAUUAGGAUCGAUGAUCGCACCGAGCUUUAUUCAAUCGAAGGAAAACACAACGAGUUUGAAGAUCGAAACAGUGGUUAGCAACGAAACAGUCGACGACGGAGCGGGCCGGAACCUGAACUCCGGCAAUCGGACCGGAGAGCUGGUGGUGAAUAAAAAAAUUAACUAAUUUUAAUUUAUUAAUUAAUUAAUAUUUUGAUGAUAACAAACCUGUUUUUAUUCAUUAACAAUUUGAGUGUUUUGAAGUACCUAUUGCGUAGAGCUUGAAACAAUGAUUCCAACGAAAUUUGAAUCACUCAAAUCGGAUUUCAAACGAAAAAGGUAUGACCGAAACAAGUUUAACGGAAAAAUAUCAAACUGAUGUGACAUAAGUUUUCUUAUCAAAUUGGAUCCAUUAGAGAUUGCCACUCGGAGGUAUAGAGUGAGUGACACAUGGGGCUUUAAAUUUGC
Benincasa hispida (wax gourd) is the source of this 1088-nucleotide messenger RNA. Lineage: Eukaryota; Viridiplantae; Streptophyta; Magnoliopsida; Cucurbitales; Cucurbitaceae. The record is from RefSeq and is a predicted model, not a curated record.